Molecule: messenger RNA, 1041 nt
Organism: Dunckerocampus dactyliophorus (ringed pipefish)
Lineage: Eukaryota; Metazoa; Chordata; Actinopteri; Syngnathiformes; Syngnathidae
Gene: mgp
Product: matrix Gla protein
Exons: 6
Coding region: 274-714 (146 amino acids)
Cellular component (GO): extracellular region
Molecular function (GO): calcium ion binding
Source: RefSeq, a predicted model, not a curated record
AACACCGCAGCAGAAAAAGGUUAGAGUGAGAACGAGAGCGAGACGGGAGAGCAAGGCUUGAAAGAGAGAAGGAGACAGAUGCAACAAAAGCCAAAGAAAGACUAGAAAAGAAGAGCGGGGAAUUACUGAAGAGACACUGCAGCAAGGAAGAAGCGCAAUGGAAGAUGAGCUUUCAGGCAGGCAGCGAGAGGUCAGGAAAGCUCCGGAGAGAAGCGCUAACACCGAGGCUCUCAUCCACCCUCACAGUGUGGAAAGACUCUCCAAAAAGCACCCAUGAAGAGAUGCUGUCAUGUAGUUAAUUGUUACAACUCAAAAGGGAAAGCAGGCCCAAAGAUGAGGAGCCUUGUUCAGUGUCUGUUGCUGUGUGCCGUGCUCUCGUUGUGUGUCUGCCUUGGCACAGGUAGAGCUACCCGUGCAAAUUCAGACUCCAACGAAAGCACGGAGUCCAGUGAAGAUGUCUUCGUGGCCCCACGCCGAGCCCACUCCUUCAUCACACCACAGAGAAACAUCUACAACCUACCCAGAGGAAACGGCUUCAGCAAUUACUUUGGCAGGAGGGUGAAGACUCCAGCAGAGAGACGUGCAGAGACCUGCGAGGACUACUCUCCCUGCCGCUAUUUUGCCUACCACAACGGCUACCAGAGGGCCUACCAGAGAUACUUCGGGAACCGAGCUCCACAGCGACCAAGACAAGCUUCCUCUCGUCGAUACUAAACUCCCGUCAAACACAAAACUGUCCUCUACAUCCGGAUAUGUUUGCCACAUCUGCAUUCCACCUAUUGGGACUUUAAGCUCUAGUGGAUAUGAUCAUGUUUUAAACUGGCGGUGCUUCGGUAACACCACAACCCGUCAUUAUUAACAAACACAGCCACGAUGCAUUCCUUUGUAUAAACACAGGAUAACCGCUCUAUCCAAUGAUCGCACCUUCCUAGCAUUUAUGAGCUGUGUGUAAUGCGUUGGCUCCCUAUGUAUUCACCUUUUGCUACACCUUUAUCAUCCAUUAUCCGCCCACAGCGUCGCUGUCAGUGACAAAAUAAAAGC